Molecule: messenger RNA, 1036 nt
Organism: Populus euphratica (Euphrates poplar)
Lineage: Eukaryota; Viridiplantae; Streptophyta; Magnoliopsida; Malpighiales; Salicaceae
Product: S-adenosyl-L-methionine-dependent methyltransferases superfamily protein
Exons: 6
Coding region: 176-931 (251 amino acids)
Source: RefSeq, a predicted model, not a curated record
GCUGAAAAAAAGGUCGUUUUUAAAGAAGUGUGGAUUGGUUCUAAAAACCUGAAAUUCCAAUAACAAGAUGGACUCGUUAUAUCGAGGCCCAAGCAUUUAGGGUUCAGGGUUUCUGCACUGUGGAAGAGGAGGAAGAAGGCAAGUAGAAAGCGAACCUAAGCUGAGAAACCCUGAAAUGGAAGGGUCCCGAAAGCCGACCACCGAGCCUCCCUCUACUGCUCUGGCUUACCAGGAUCCUCACUACUGGAACGAGAGAUUCUCUAAGGAGGAACAUUACGAAUGGUUCAAAGACUACUCUCAUUUUCGCCAUCUUAUUCAAGCCCACAUCCCUUCAACCUCCUCUGUGUUGGAGCUUGGUUGUGGGAAUUCACAGUUGUGUGAAGAAAUGUACAGAGAUGGAAUUACUGAGGUUACUUGCAUUGAUUUGUCCGCUGUUGCGGUCGAGAAGAUGCAGAAACGGUUGGAAGCUAAGGGGUAUAAAGAAAUAAAAGUGCUGGAAGCUGACAUGCUAGACCUGCCCUUUAAUGACGAAUGUUUUGAUGUGGUUAUUGAGAAAGGAACCAUGGAUGUAUUAUUCGUCAACAGUGGUGACCCAUGGAAUCCAAGGCCUGAAACAGUAGCCCAAGUGAAGGCAAUGCUUGAAGGAGUUCACAGGGUUCUGAAACCAGAUGGCAUUUUUAUCUCGAUCUCUUUUGGCCAGCCACAUUUUAGGCGUCCUUUAUUUGAUGCUCCGGACUUCACUUGGUCUGUAGAGUGGAGCACUUUUGGUGAUGGAUUUCACUACUUUUUCUAUGUCUUGAGGAAGGGGAAGAGAUCAUCAAGUGACGAAGGGUCUCGUGGAAAGAAUGAAAUACCGUCCAUUUGUCUAUUUCAAGAAGAAUUAGAGGGAGAAGAUUUUAUUUUUCGAACCAACAUAGAUGAAAAUUGUUAGUAAUGGUUGUAACUUCUACAUGCUGAUUCUUUGCUUGUGUAUGCACUUGACAUUGAAUUAUAGUUUUAGGCAACAUAUAUGGAACUUGAGCUUAGUAUUCUUGAA